Molecule: messenger RNA, 804 nt
Organism: Rotaria sp. Silwood2
Lineage: Eukaryota; Metazoa; Rotifera; Eurotatoria; Philodinida; Philodinidae
Source: the annotation of a GenBank genome assembly
AUGUUUCAAUUAGAUGUUCUUAUUGAUACAUCUGUAUUACCACCAAAUGUCAUGUCAUUACGUGAUGAUAAAUUUAUUGACUUCGUUAAAGAAGAUGCCGGUGAUGCUGCUGCUGCUCUACUUGAAGUACAAGGUAUUAAUUGUGUCAAGUCAUUGCUGAUGACAGAUAAUGUUUUCUCUAUUAUGGACUUGAACAGUAACAGUUUAAAUGAUUUUAAACACAAAUAUGGUUAUAUGCAAGACGAUGGUACACUUGUUAUUAAACCUGGAAUAAAAGGAAAUGUACAAUACCUUAUUGAUUUGUUAAAGAAAAAAUGUAUUGAUGACGCAAAAUUAGCUAAAUUACCCAAACGUAAUCAAUUAUUAUCAUCACUAGAUAAAACCACAGAUACAUCAUCAACAAUAACAAAAGCAACGUCGUCUGUUCCAUCCAAUAGUUCAUCAGAAAUAAUAACAUCAAAGUCUUCUAAUUUAUCAAUUAAUGAACAUAAAACAUAUCCAAUUAAUACAUUGAAUAGCUGGUGCGAAAAAAAUAAAUCAAAAUUUGAUUUAUCACAAUUAUCUUUAGUUGAAGGUCAACAUUAUUUUAUUUCGAUAUUUGAUGAUGUAAGUGGUGCAUUAAAAGGUAAUAUAAAAUGCUGUUGUAAAAAAUCGUUAUCAUUGACAAUUUUCCGUGGUAAAUUUCAACUGUCGAACUUCUACAGACACUUACAAGACUUUCGUAAUGGUAAUACAUGUAAUACAAUAAAAGAAAUAAUAAAACUUCAUCAAUUAAUGUCAUCAACAACAGCAGAUAAUCAAUAA